Molecule: messenger RNA, 1846 nt
Organism: Gigantopelta aegis
Lineage: Eukaryota; Metazoa; Mollusca; Gastropoda; Neomphalida; Peltospiridae
Exons: 7
Coding region: 203-1240 (345 amino acids)
Source: RefSeq, a predicted model, not a curated record
GGAUCGAAAUGUUUUUGUCUUCAUUCACCGAAAAACACAACGGAGAACACUGCUCAGAACCGGUGCUGGGGUAACUCUCAGGAAUCCUGCGGUACCGCGCACGGGAUGAGUGUUUACAAAGUCGAACUUUUAAUGACAGAUGGAUUGAAAUGGAAAUUUGGUUUGAACGAUAUUUGUGGAUAUUUGAACGUAACUGACUGUGAUGACCCAGUCGUGGACACCCAUACAAAGAAACAAUGUCAGGAAAAGAACUACGGACGGAUAUGUAAUUGUGACGGCGAAGAUCCCGAUGAUUAUGAAUAUACUUCUGAGGAUAAAGGUGAUGGGAGUAUCGAUGUACCCGAUACGGGUAGAAGUGGCUGUGUGUGGGCUGAACGACUUAGAAAUGACACCGUGGUGUUCGGUAUCAAGGCAUGUCAUGAAAAACUACAAGCCUCUCUGCACUGAAGAUGCCAUCUCCAACAAAAGAUCAACUUCUUACAGUUACAGCACCAGUGACCAGACUCCAAUGCCAAGCACAGCUCGAAAUACAGACAACUAUUCUAAAUCAUUAUCAGACACACAGACUCAGCAUGAUGGAGCCGUCGUUGGCGGAAGUGUGGCUGCCGCAGUUGUCGUAAUCUUGGUGUUGGUUCUGUUGGCGAUGAUUUGGAUGAAGAGGACAAAACGUGUUUGCUUUAAAGACAAAUCGCCUGACCCUGAUACUCGUCACGUGACUUCAAAUCAGAAUAUUUACGAACUGUCUGACGACCACAAUGUCGAUUCUGGUUACUGCGAUAUUAACGACCGCCCUGAUCAGACAGAUGCCGACUCUCUGAAUAACAGGAAUGGAAGACAACACUACGAAUUUGAACUAGAGUCAGCAGAAGCACAACUUGGAGUAUCUGGAGCAAAAGACGAACAGUAUGAAUUAGCUAUGGAUACGAGGAAUGUGAUUGCAGACGGCGAAGGUGAUUAUGAUGAGUUACACGACAGCAGCCACAACAAAGGUCAACAAUGGAGCGGUGCUGACAUGUACAGUCACAUCCACGGUCGAGAUGGUCGUGGACGUUAUGACCCGUACGACAAAACCAACUCCGUGAAGGACAUUUCUCCGCUUGACGCAGCGUACAGUCAUAUUCAUAGCAAUCGUGGGGUUGAUGACGCUGAUACGUACGAUAGGGCGGCACCAGUUGAAGUUGUUUCUGCCUUUGACACGACAUACAGCCAUGUGGUUCCCAGUACACUUGGUAAUGAGUGACAGUGUCUCCACGAGUACUCGAGUCCGUUCAAAGAACUCACGUACCCGUGUAAGGACGAGCACUAUCAUUUAAUUAUCUUUUUCUUUACGUCAUUUUGUCAUAUGUUUGCCGCCAGUUACAAUAUGACACAUGGCAGUCCAUGAGCCAGGCAAAAAUUGACUACCAAAAAUGGGACUAAAAACCUCUAUGGUUUUCAGUUAGCCGGAUGUCUGAACUGUAUGGAAAUAUGUGAUGGACAUUUCAGAAGCUCAGCUAAACAUGAAAAUGGCGGUCAUUUUUCAAAAUGGCGUCAACUGUAUUUAUCUGUUAACAUAUAUCGGAAAUUAGCUUCUCCUUCAAAACUGGCUGUGGUUAGGCACAAUCAGUGGAUUGAAUACUGUCCAGUAUUGUAUUCUGAAUAUUCGAAUGUAUAUUUCAUAGCAUUGUUUUUAUAUAUUUAGAAAUAUUUGAGAAAAUAUGAAGGGAAAAAAGUAUUUGUUUUGUUUAUACUCUGAUUGCAAAAUAUUUGUAUAUAUAAAAAAGCAUAGACAAAAUGGUUAUUAUAUUAUUUUAAUCAGUGUAGCCCAUGGUGUUUCAGAAAAUAAAAUCCCCAUGUAUGUUCUUUA